AAAUUAUUAUUGCAGAGUGUUGGAGAGAAUAAUUAUUUUCUUCAACUGUUUAUAUUCCUCUGCAACCAAAGCAAUAGGUUUCAGAAGAGACCAUAGAGGGCUCAAAGGCUCUCUCUCUCUCUCUCUCUCUCUCUCUCAAAGCUUUUUGGAACAAUUCUUUCAAUUUUUGUAGUGGGUUUGUGAAUAAACUCGCUGUGGUGCUUCUUUCGCACUCAUCGGGCCUCUAAUUUGAAGGGGAUUUUUCGGUGUUUUCUCUCUCUUUGUGACGAUCUGUGCACUAAUUCUUCCAAUUUACUCGAUUCCGAAUGUUAUCUACACUCCAACGGAGUCAAUCCUCCUCCCCCGUAGCUUUUGCUCUUGUUUGACGAUUUCUCCUCUGGAAUCCAGCCGAUUCUGCUCAAGAUUUUGAGGGGUUGAAUCAAAAUUUUGGCUGGAAAUGGAGAAUUUCAUCGGGAAGAGGAAACCCACCAUCAGCCUUUCGCUCUUCACCGCCUUGUCGGGCUCUUUCUCUUCUGAUAAAACGAGAUCCCCCCGCGAUUUUGAGAAGGGUGUGGUUGGAUUAGGCAUAGUGGCCGCCAUGACCGAUUCGGACAAGGUCCCUGAAGCUUUUGUGUCUUCGAGAGCAGUUUCUCCCAGGUCCUGCUCGAUUCCCAUCGUUUCUUCUGCUAAACCAGCGGCGAAUUUCAGAGGCGGGUUUAACCUAGAGAAGGAACCUGAGGUCGUCGAUGAACUGUCGGAAAUUUACACUUGCGUGACUUCUCAUCUUGAGAACCACCUGUUUGAGAAGCGCGUUUACUUUAAUGGCGAGAUUGACCUGAUUAAUGGCCGCUCUUCGAGUGUGGUGAGAUCUGGGGUUUUUUCUACUUCCCCCAUGAGUUUUGGCGUUGCGGAGAGAGGUUUUUGUGCUGCAGAUUUUUUGAGCUCUUGCUAUCUCUGCUGCAAGCAGCUUCAUGGGCUUGACAUCUUCAUGUACAGAGGGGAAAAGGCAUUUUGCAGUGUCGAGUGCCGUGACAAACACAUCAGAGGUGACGAUUGCAGAGACAAAUGUGGAUCGGAGGCCAUGAAAGACUACUCAGCAUCGCCUUGCUCCGUGGGCGGGCCCCGGGCCUUGGCUUCGGGUGUCGUUGCAGCUUAGGUAAUCACAUGUGGAAAUAAAAAUAUAAAUAGGUGAUUGAGAUAAGUAAAGGGUAUCAAAUCAAAUAAAGUGGUGGUAGCAAAAACUUUUGUAGGAAUGAAUAUCUGUGGAAAAAGGGUUCACAAAUAAGAUGGUUUUGGUUUUGGUUUUGGUUUUGGUUUGUAUGAUAAUUGUUUUAUUAAUGGCAUAAAAAAUGUAUGAAUUAAGAGUAAUAUGAUAUGAUAAGAUAUUGUAUGAUAUGAUAAACUGUGACAGCUAAGGCAGUCCAAUACCAAUAUUUAAUGCAAUGUUUUUCAUUUUAAUAUCAAAAUUAUUUUAUAUGGA
Messenger RNA from Momordica charantia (bitter melon), 1459 nucleotides. RefSeq names its product FCS-Like Zinc finger 14. Lineage: Eukaryota; Viridiplantae; Streptophyta; Magnoliopsida; Cucurbitales; Cucurbitaceae. The record is from RefSeq and is a predicted model, not a curated record.